Gastrolobium bilobum is the source of this 2903-nucleotide messenger RNA. Its product is annotated as COP1-interactive protein 1. The record is from RefSeq and is a predicted model, not a curated record. Bases 209 to 2698 code for a protein of 829 amino acids. Lineage: Eukaryota; Viridiplantae; Streptophyta; Magnoliopsida; Fabales; Fabaceae. The transcript is spliced from 25 exons.
AAUUGCUUCUCUUCUCACUCACUGAACCCACCGUUGCUUUGAAUUUGCACAUUCAUUUCACGCAACUUUAGUUUUCCAGAUUACGCUAACUCAACAUUACUCUCUCUCUCUAAUUCAACAUACUCUCCGUUCAUUCCUUCCUCUAACACUUUCCAGGUUCUAUCUUUGUGCCUCUUAGAAGUUGGAAUAGAGAUUUUGAGCUGGGCGGAUGGAAGAUGAUAAGAGAAGAAGGAAAAACAAGAAGAAGAAGAACAAGCAAAGUAAGAAUGUGGAGAAUGGGGUUGGAGAACCAGACACUAGGGAUCAGAAUCUGGUGAAUAAUGGUAAGGAUAAGCAUACUAAUCGUUCUGACACCGCGGACGAGCAAAGCAUGAAUGUGGAUUUGAAUGGGGUUGGAGAACCAUUAACUAGGGAUCAGAAUCUGGUAAAUAAUGAUAAGGAUGAGCCUGCUCAUCUUUUGGAGACCGCCACGGAUGAGCAAAGCAUGAAUCUGGAUUUGAAUGGGGUUGGAGAAUCAUCAACUAGGGAUCGGAAUCUGGUAGAUAAUGGUAAAGAUGAGCCUGCUCAUUUUUCAGAGACUGCCGAUGAGCAAAUUAUGAAUGUGGAUUGGAAUGGAGGUGGGGAAACCCCAAACAGGGAUCAGAAUCUGGUGAAGAGUAGAGAGGAGGAGCAUAGUCGACCAUCGGAGUCUGCAUAUGGGCAAAGUACAAAUAUGGAUUCGAAUGGACAUCUGCCAAAUGGUAAAGAAUGUGGCAUAUCAGAAGAGACAAUUAAGAAUUUGCAAGGAGAAAAUGCUAUGCUCAUUCAGAAAGAGCAUAUCACUCCGCAGACAUUAUCAGAAGAGACAAUAAGGAAAUUAAAAGAAGAGAAAGAUAUACACAUACAGAAAGAGGCCAUAUCAGAAGAGGCAAUCAGGAAAUUAAAAGAAGAAAAUGAUAUACACAUUCAGAAAGAGGCCAUAUCAGAAGAGAAAAUCCAGAAAUUAAAAGAAGAAAAUGAUAUGCACAUUCAGAAAGAGGCUGUAUCGGAAGAGACAAUCAGAAAAUUGAAAGAAGAAAAUGACAUGCAUAUACAAAAAGAGGUUUCAUCAGAAGAGACUAUCAGAAAAUUGAAAGAAGAACAUGAUAAGCAUUUUCAGAAGGAGGCCAUAUCCAAAGAUACAAAUAGAAAAUUGAAAGAAGAAAAUGAUAUUGUCAUGCAGAAAGAGGCGAUAUCAGAAGAGAAAAUAAGAAAAUUGAAAGAAGAAAAUGAAGUGUACAUUCAGAAAGAGGCUAUGUCAGAGGAGACAAUUAGAAAAUUGAACGAAGAAAAUCAUAAACACAUUCAGAAAGAGGUUUCCUUGGAAGAGAUCAUCAAUAAAUUGCGAACUGAAAAUGAAUUGCAGACUCAAAAACAUAGUGGUCUGGAAAUGAGAAUAGCACAAUUGCAGGGUGAGAAUAAUUCCUUGCUUCAAAAAGAGGCUGGAUUGGUGGAAAAAACCAAUCAGUUGCUGAAUGAAAAGGAAGUCUUGAGCCUGAAAGUGGAGAGUUUAGAGCAAAAAAUGAAUCUCCUGGAGAAUGAUUUGAGUUCUUUUAUUGAGAAAGAGACUGGUGUGAAAACGAGAAUUGCACAAUUGCAGGGUGAGAAUAAUUCCUUGCUUCAAAAAGAGGCUGGAUUGGUGGAAAAAACCAGUCAGUUGCUGAAUGAAAAGGCAAUUUUGGACCUGAAAGUGGAGAGUUUAGAGCGAAAAAUAAAUCUCCUGGAGUGUGAUUUGAGUUCUUUUAUUGAGAAAGAGACUGGUCUGGAAACGAGAAUUGCACAAUUGCAGAGUGAGAAUAAUUCCUUACUUCAAAAAGAGGCUGGAUUGGUGGAAAAAACCGAUCAGUUGUUGAACGAAAAGGAAGUUUUAAGCCUGAAAGGGGAGAGUUUAGAGCAAAAAAUAAAUCUCCUGGAAAGUGAUUUGAGUUCCUUUAUGGAGAAAGAGAACUCAACUAAAGAAAUUAUUUCAAAUCUGAAUGGAAACGUCAGCAUGCUACAAGUGCAGGUGGCAGAGUUGGAAGAUUCCAGGAAUAAUCUUUUGCUAGAAAACCAGCUAUUGAGGGAAAAUGUGUCAGGUCUUCAGUCAACAAUCCAAAAUCUUGAAAACAGUAGCACGUCUUGCUCACUGGAUGCAUCUGCUAAGGAUCGUGCUUCUGAAAAUGAGGACUUGAAGUCUCAAAUUGAAGCGGCCUGUAUGUUGGUGGAGAAAUUGGUGGCAGAAAAUGCGGAACUUGUUGGGAAGGUCAACGAGUUAUAUGUUGAGCUGGAUCAGCGAAGUGCAGAAGUUGGACUUCCUGGAGUCGCUGGGCCUGAUGGGAUGGUGGAAUUUACUAAACCUGAAUCUGCUGAAAUUACGGCUAUAUCAGCCCAGGAGUUGGAUUCGUUGGAAGAGACUUCAGUGAAGGAUAAUGGUGAGUCUAGUGAUGCUGAGCAUGCUGUUGGGGUAAUUUCAAACUUGUCAUUGGUAUCUGAUGAUGCUGGAGAAAUUGUGCAAAUUCCAUUGGAUGAUAAUGAAGCAGGAGAUCCUGAGUUGCAAGAAGCCAAGAAUGUGGAAAAUGAUGGUGUGCCAAUAACAGAUGCUCCCCUUAUUGGUGCUCCUUUUCGCCUGAUAUCAUUUGUUGCUAAGUAUGUUAGUGGUGCUGACUUGGUUAACCAAAGCUCUUCAAACACCAGUCGUUGACUUUCUAAUACUGAGUGAAAUAGAGUUGUCCUUUUUUUUUUCUUUUUUUGUGGGGGUACAGUAACCUCAUAUUAGGCAGAAUACCAAUAGGUUGGCCUGAAUUGGGCCAUUUUAAUGUCAAUUCUUUUGAACAUUUGGAAAUAUUGUACCGGGGAAGAGUACAGUGUUGUAUUGUGUAUUCAUACCUCACAUUGCUUUCAUAGUC